AUGCCCAGGGAAAUCAUAACGAUCCAAGCCGGCCAGUGCGGUAACAAUGUCGGCGCUCAAUUCUGGCAGCAGCUAUGUCUUGAGCACGGCAUAAGCCAGGAUGGAAACCUGGAGGAUUUCGCGACCGAGGGCGGCGAUCGUAAAGACGUCUUCUUCUAUCAGAGUGAUGAUACCCGCUAUAUUCCUCGAGCGAUCCUGCUCGAUUUAGAACCCAGGGUCCUCAAUGCCAUCCAGGCUGGUCCGUACCGAAACAUCUACAAUCCGGAGAACUUCUUUAUCGGACAACAGGGUAUUGGCGCAGGAAACAACUGGGGGGCGGGCUAUUCCGCAGGCGAGGUCGUGCAAGAAGAGAUCUUUGACAUGAUUGAUCGAGAAGCGGAUGGCAGUGACUCUUUGGAGGGAUUCAUGUUCCUGCAUUCAAUUGCAGGCGGUACGGGUUCAGGGCUGGGCAGUUUCAUACUGGAACGCAUGAAUGAUCGGUUCCCCAAGAAGUUGAUACAGACUUACUCUGUCUUUCCCGAUACGCAGUCUGCGGACGUCGUGGUCAACCCAUACAACAGUUUGCUUGCAAUGAGGAGGUUGACGCAGAAUGCGGACUCUGUGGUGGUAUUGGAUAACGGUGCACUUUCAAGAAUUGUCGCGGAUAGGCUCCACGUACAAGAGCCUUCUUUCCAGCAAACGAACCAGCUUGUUUCUACCGUUAUGUCUGCUUCUACGACGACCCUUCGAUACCCCGGCUAUAUGCACAAUGACCUCGUGGGAAUCAUCGCUUCCCUCAUCCCUACACCGCGCAGCCACUUCCUGAUCACCUCAUACACCCCGUUCACCGGCGACAACAUCGAACAGGCCAAGACAGUGCGUAAGACCACUGUUUUGGAUGUCAUGCGUCGUCUGCUGCAGCCGAAGAACCGCAUGGUCUCCAUCAACCCCAGCAAGUCCAGCUGCUACAUCAGUAUACUCAACAUAAUCCAGGGAGAAGCAGACCCGACGGAUGUGCACAAAUCACUCCUUCGUAUUCGGGAGCGACGCCUGGCAUCCUUCAUUCCCUGGGGACCAGCGAGCAUCCAAGUCGCAUUGACCAAGAAGUCACCCUACAUGCAGAAUACCCACCGCGUUAGCGGUCUGAUGCUGGCGAACCACACCUCGGUGGCGACACUGUUCAAACGUAUCGUGCAACAAUACGACCGUCUGCGGAAGCGAAACGCUUUCUUAGAGCAAUACAAGAAAGAGAGCCCCUUCUCGGACGGCCUGGGCGAGUUCGACGAAGCCAGAGCAGUGGUCAUGGAUCUCGUCGGCGAGUACGAAGCCGCGGAGAAGGAAGAUUACCUGGAUCCAGAAGCAGGAAAGGAGAAGGAGAUGGGAGUGUGA
Molecule: messenger RNA, 1368 nt
Organism: Aspergillus luchuensis
Lineage: Eukaryota; Fungi; Ascomycota; Eurotiomycetes; Eurotiales; Aspergillaceae
Gene: TUB4
Product: gamma-tubulin mipA
Exons: 8
Coding region: 1-1368 (455 amino acids)
Biological process (GO): microtubule nucleation; mitotic spindle organization; mitotic sister chromatid segregation
Cellular component (GO): spindle; gamma-tubulin complex; cytoplasm
Molecular function (GO): structural constituent of cytoskeleton; GTP binding
Source: RefSeq, a predicted model, not a curated record